AUGUCUGCUUCAGCGAAAAGAAUGCUUUCAGCUUCAGUGCUGGAGAUGGAAGUGUUUCCCAUGUUUCCUAACCAUGGUGAAGUAAGCCUUGAAGAUGUCAAUGCCCUGAUGCAUACAAAGAGAUACUUGGAAGGCAAAAGGGAGACACCACCACCCAAAAUUGAAUUUGUGGUCACUCUCCAGAUUGAGGAGCCCAAGGUGGGUAGAAAUUUAUUUACCAUAACCAUGCGCCACAGCCACCCCUCCGUAGCCCUCCAGCUGUUUGGGUGGUCAUCGGCACUUGACAGACACCAGCAGCUACUCCUCAAUAAAAGCCUCACUUCUUACAGAGAGAUGUUUGAUCCAAGGGAGAUCCAUGUGUGUGCAGCAAUCCAAUGGAUCCAGGACAACAGCGCAUCCUACACCCUGAACAAAAAGCUGAUGUAUGAACUGUCUGCCCAGGUAAAGCCAGUCAAGAACACUUUGCUCUGAACGUGGGUCUACUGCCACUAGGCAUAUCAGCAGGACCUAAGGAAAAAGAUUUUGGACAUUGGGAAAAAAUUAGAUGUGACUGACUAGGCUCUGCAUGCAGGACAGCCUGGUAUUAUCUGUGCAGAGGGCUUCAAGGAAUGCUGUGAGGAAUCCUGGCACACAAUUAGGCAUCCCAAAUGGAAACACAUUUCCUGCAAGCACGUGGACUGUACAGAAACUGACAGGAAUGGGGAAGACCUACACCUUUUCCAUUCUUUUGAAGCCUUACUCCUCGAGGCUCAUGAUGACUAUGGAUUAAUGAAUGACUAUCACAUGAAUCUGGGUUAGUUCUUAGAAUUUCUCAAAAAGCAUAAAGUGAGCAUGUUUUCAGGUAUUUGGUAUGGAAAGCAAAAAGUCCAGAAUCCUAAAAGGCUACUAAGAAGCCUGCCUAUACCUGUAAUUUCACUAAACCAGUCUUUCUGUUAA
Molecule: messenger RNA, 936 nt
Organism: Echinops telfairi (small Madagascar hedgehog)
Lineage: Eukaryota; Metazoa; Chordata; Mammalia; Afrosoricida; Tenrecidae
Gene: RWDD2A
Product: RWD domain containing 2A
Source: RefSeq, a predicted model, not a curated record